UGACGUGUUCUUAUCCAAUUCAUCAAACUAUUUUUUAAAGUGAGACAGUAUUUGUUCAGAGUCUUUGGUGGUAGGUCUGUUGUGUGUGGGACUACUGCGAGCCGCUUCAACCGACGACAAUCUACAUCGUAUCAACAGAAAAAUUGUUGAAAAAUGAAGAGUUCCGUGAUUCUUGUGUUGAUCUUCGUUCUUCUGAAUUGGAUUGAAAUAUCGCAUCAGGCUCCCCCACCAAAAGCUCGAAGAGCUAGCUUAGCGCAAACUGCUCAUCAAGCUGCGUCAUCUCGAUCUGCCAAAGUUGAGUUAUUCGAUGUUUUGGACUCCGACAAGGAUGGAUAUGUAACUAGAGCUGAUCUUGACACCUUUUGUCAAGGGACCGCUUACAAGGCGCGAAAAUAUAAGGCUGAUAAAAUUUAUGAAACUAUUGGAAGCGGGGCAAACAAACAUCACUUCACAUGGGGAGGCCAUGCCAAUUAUCCAUUGGUGGAUCUACUAAAGCUGAGACCGAACGGUUAUGAUUCAGUAGCUCUCAUUGAGGUCCUGGGGAUUACCGCUGAACAAGCCCAGAAAAUAUUGGAAGGAAAAACUUCGAAGACGGCAGAAGAUGUUGCUGAAUUUAUAAGAUCUAAUAAAAAAUUCGCGCCAUAAUGGAUGAAGCGCCACUCACAAAAAACUAUAAUGGACUCUGAUCAUUGUCUAUUGAUGUGUUUCAAAACAUGAAUAAAUGUGUUUGUUGAAUCAA
This is a messenger RNA of Nilaparvata lugens (brown planthopper), 739 nucleotides long. RefSeq lists its product as uncharacterized. The transcript has 7 exons. Bases 154 to 645 code for a protein of 163 amino acids. The record is from RefSeq and is a predicted model, not a curated record. NCBI's taxonomy places the organism in Eukaryota, Metazoa, Arthropoda, Insecta, Hemiptera, Delphacidae. Gene Ontology annotation, molecular function: calcium ion binding.